Molecule: messenger RNA, 537 nt
Organism: Serinus canaria (Common canary)
Lineage: Eukaryota; Metazoa; Chordata; Aves; Passeriformes; Fringillidae
Gene: BET1
Product: Bet1 golgi vesicular membrane trafficking protein
Exons: 4
Coding region: 181-528 (115 amino acids)
Biological process (GO): vesicle fusion with Golgi apparatus; endoplasmic reticulum to Golgi vesicle-mediated transport
Cellular component (GO): SNARE complex; Golgi trans cisterna
Molecular function (GO): SNAP receptor activity
Source: RefSeq, a predicted model, not a curated record
CGCACCCAGCGGGCCGCGCGCGCAGCGCUGUCGUGGCGCUCGCGGCUGAAGGGUCCCCGGCUGCCGCGCCAAACCCGCCGUGUACCUGCGGCGCUCCGGCCUCCUCCUCACCUUCCUCUUCCUCCACCUUUUCCUCCUUCUCCUCGUCCCGCUCCUCCCGCGGCACCUUAGGGCAGAGCCAUGAGGCGCGCGGGGCUGGGUGAUGGAGCAGCUGCAGGGAGCUAUGGCUAUACCAACAGUGGCUACAGUGUUUAUGAAGAGGAGAACGACAGGUUAACGGAAAGUCUGCGUUCAAAAGUCAGUGCCAUUAAAUCGCUUUCAAUUGAAAUUGGAACAGAAGUUAAAAACCAGAAUAAAAUGUUAGCAGAAAUGGAGAAUGAUUUUGAUUCUACGGGUGGACUUCUAGGUGCAACUAUGGACAGACUGAGAACACUCUCCAGAGGAAGCCAGACAAAGCUAUUAUGCUACAUGAUGCUCUUUUCAUUAUUUGUUUUUUUUGUCAUAUACUGGAUUAUUAAACUGAGGUGAUGCAUGUUA